AUGCGUCGUCUUUUUCUGGGAGUUUCUUGUUUGGAGGCACUCCCUCCCACCCCGUCAUCGCUUCUCCUUCCCCACCACCUGUUGCCUCACCCUCCCACCCACCUCGUCAUCACCUCUCCCUCCCACCUUUCCAUCGCUGCUCCCUCCCACCCUGCCAUCCACUUUCCAUUCCACCCCGCCAUCCCCUCUCCCUCCCACCGCGCCGUCGCCGCUCCCUCCCUCCCGCCGUCGCCUCUCCGUUCCUCCCGCCGUCGCCUCUCCCUCCUCCCCGCCGUCGCCUCUCCCUCCUCCCCGCCGUCGCCUCUCCCUCCUCCCCGCCGUCGCCUCUCCCUCCUCCCCGCCGUCGCCUCUCCCUCCUCCACGCCGUCGCCUCUCCCUCCUCCCCGCCGUCGCCUCUCCCUCCUCCCCGCCGUCGCCUCUCCCUCCUCCCCGCCGUCGCCUCUCCCUCCUCCCCGCCGUCGCCUCUCCCUCCUCCCCGCCGUCGCCUCUCCCUCCUCCCCGCCGUCGCCUCUCCCUCCUCCCCGCCGUCGCCUCUCCCUCCCACCCCGUAGUCGCCUCCGGCGACAGGUGCACGGGCGCAACCGCGAGUUGGUGCGCGAGCGCGGGUUGGUGCGAGAGCGUGGGUUGGUUUCUGGCACCGUGGUUAUCAGUCUUGUGUCUUAG
Messenger RNA from Closterium sp. Naga37s-1, 663 nucleotides. Lineage: Eukaryota; Viridiplantae; Streptophyta; Zygnematophyceae; Desmidiales; Closteriaceae. The record is from the annotation of a GenBank genome assembly.